Messenger RNA from Drosophila obscura, 4011 nucleotides. It is a transcript of the gene RhoGAP92B, whose product is annotated as rho GTPase-activating protein 92B. NCBI's taxonomy places the organism in Eukaryota, Metazoa, Arthropoda, Insecta, Diptera, Drosophilidae. The transcript has 5 exons. The record is from RefSeq and is a predicted model, not a curated record. Gene Ontology annotation, cellular component: cytoplasm; intracellular anatomical structure. The coding region runs from base 145 to 2442 and encodes 765 amino acids. Gene Ontology annotation, biological process: positive regulation of GTPase activity; regulation of actin cytoskeleton organization; regulation of Rac protein signal transduction. Gene Ontology annotation, molecular function: GTPase activator activity; protein binding.
GCGGUCACACUGGUCGAAGAAAUGACUAAUUUUUUAUUUAGUUUUUUAUUUAGUCUCCAUGCCUAGCUAAUUACACAUUAAAACACUGCACAACAACAGUUAAAUUACGUUGGCGACGCGAGCGGGAUAAAAGAAAUCGGCAAGAUGAAGAGGCAAUUCGCGAAGAUAAAAAUUGCAGCAGAAAAUUUAUCAAGAUCAACAAAAGCAGACUGCAAAGAUACAGAGCUAGAGACCAUCGAGAAGCAGGUGGACCGCUAUCGUGAUACCAUUGAGAAAAUUGUGCGUAAAUUGCCAGCUUUGAGCAGUGGGGGGAGCAGCAGCAGCAGCAAUGGCCAGGUAUCAACCGAGGAGCAGGACAAGCGGACCAAGAAGAACAGUCACUACAAGAUUGCCCAGGCCCUGGAUGAGUCCGCCAAGGAGUUGCCCAAGGAUAUGCCCCUGCAGAAGGUCUUGGCCAAUUGUGGGGAGCUGGAGAAGACAAUCGCCGAGUGCAUCAUCGAGAGCGAACUGGAGACGGAGACCAAGGUGGUGAGGCGUUUAAAAAACAUCUUGGAUAAGGAAAUACAAGAGAUCUCAACGUUAAAGCGUAAUGUCUCGCGCACAUUACAGGAAUACACCUCACUGAAGCGCAGCCAUGAGGCGGCCAUACGUCUGGACGAGCCGGCGUCAAAGGUGAACCACAUCAAGAGCCAGCAGGAGGAGAGCGAACUGAAGCUGGAGAAGGAGCGCGAUGCAUGGGCCGCACAGAUGCUGGAGCUGAUUGCCAAAGAGGAUGAGAUUGUCAACUGCAUACGGGACUAUGUGCUCAACCAAAGAAACUAUCACGAGCGGGCGUUGCAGCAUGUGAAUGCCUCGCUGGCCCGCAUCCAGGACACCAUUCAGGCGACGGAGAAGUCACGCUUUGGCACCUCCCUCAAGGAGCAUCUGACAUCGACGCAUCGUGAGAUUUCCUACAUUGUGGAGCUCUGCUGUUGCUGUCUGCUCGAGAAUGGACUGGAGGAGGAGGGUCUGCUGCGUGUGGGCUGUGCCAGCACCAAGCUGCGACGCAUGAAGCACGCUCUGGAGGCGCAGCAUGUGAAGACACCGCUGCCGCUGGACUACCAGGAUCCCCAUGUCAUUGGCUCCAUACUCAAGCUCUAUUUGCGCGAACUGCCCGAGCCGCUGCUCACGUACAACCUGUACAAGGACUUUAUACGGAUCGCAGAGCGUCACACCGAGAACGAGCGGAAGACAGAGAUCAAGGCUAUACUGGGGAAGCUGCCCAAGGAGAACUAUGCCAAUCUGCGCUACCUCACCCGCUUCCUGUCGCUCGUGCAGCAGCGUUCGGUGCACAAUAAGAUGAGCUCCCAGAACCUGGCGAUUGUCAUGUCGCCCAACAUGCUGUGGCCCCGCAUCGACAAGAGCAGCAAUGCCCAGGCCGAUUACAUUGGGCAGGUGAACAGCUCCUCGGCAGCCAACAUAAUUGUGGAGCUGCUGAUCAGCCAGUGGGAUUACUUCUUCACCGGCGACGUGGAGUUCUAUGUGACGCUGCAGCGGCAGAAGCUCUUCGUUGAGGGCAAGAGCAAAUCGAAUUCCUCCAACGAGAACCUGGACAAGCAUGACAAUGAGGUCAUGGAGAGUCCCCGCUAUGGCACGUUACGCCGCCAGAAACCGAAUGCUCCUUCGCCGCCCAGCACAAAUGGCAGCAGCACGAUCAUGACAACAUCACAAACGCCCCAACGGCCGCAUGCCAAGGAGCUGUUUCCGCAACAACAAACACCGCAAACGCAGCAGGAGAAGCCCGCCAAGCCGCCGCUGCCCAAUUUGCCGCAGUUUCAGGUACCACCAGCCGUCGCCGUGAGCCUGCCAACGAACACACAGCUGGAGGCAAUGCCGCCACCACCUGUGACGCCCGCCAAGCCAGUACCCAUGACACGAACCCAGUUCUUUGGCCUGGACAAUUUGCCAUCGCCCACGUCGGAUCGCAAGAGCACGGACAGCAUUGGCAGCUUCAAGCUGAAGCCAGACUUACCACAGAAGCCGCUGCUGCCCAAGCGGCCGGCCGUGCUGGGCGUGGGACCAGCAGCAGCCCGGAACGAUGGCAAGAGCGACGAUGAGGGAGUCACCACGCCCACGCAGGCAACAAUUGAUAAUGGCAAUGGCAGUGUACGCUUUAAAACGGAGCAUUUUCUUGAGAAACUGAAGCAGGAGAAUUGUGAUACAAAUGGAACGAGGGAGGAGGCACCACCAACGGCCAAGGAGAACCAUAACCAUAACCAUAACCAUGAACAGAACUCGACUGCAGUCGAGCCUCAGCAGCAGCAGCAGCAGCAACAGCAGCCGGAAAACAAGCAGCCGCAGGACAAGGCAACGACUCCCGUUUCGCCCAACUCAUUUCAAACGCCGAAAAGGCCAACGGUGCCAGCGCCGCCGCCUCCCACAAAUCGCAAGCCAUCCGAGUAGAUAGGGCAGGCAGGCAGAGAUGUGAUGCUGCAGUGUGGGAGAGUGGGAGUCAGAGUCAUUAGGUGUUACUGUUUACUCGUUAAGACUUGAACGCACAGUAAUAUAUAAUAUACCAUAAUAUACCAUAAUCUAAACUAUACGAUAUAAUUUAUAUACAAUCAAUCCUUGCGGCAACGUAAGCGAAAGAAGACCCUUGUGCAUUAUUAAGGAGAGAUAUCUGAGAAGCUCUUGUGUAUUCUGCAUUUGUAUUUUUGCCUUGUCCAUAAGCAAUCUAAUUUGUACGUGUUUAGCCAUAUAACUAUAUAUAUAUAUAUAUAAUAUCAAGCGAUAUCCAUUUAUAUAUAUAUAUACAUAUACUGUAUGUAUGUAUGUAUAGUGUGUAGAGUGUAGGCCUCCCCAUAACUCAAUUGUCGAAAUUUAAUUUGAAAUGUUAGCCCCCCAAUCGUUGCUUUGGCUCUCGCGAUUGUUAAUCCUUGUUUGAAAGGUUGUGAUACAUCAUCUGAAUGGUUUGUGUUUCCUUAAUUUUUGCAUUUUUAAUUUCAUUUUGUUUCCAUUUUGUUUUCUAUUUUAUUUUUUUUGCUCCAACGAAAGACAAUUUCCAUUGUGAUUUUUUUUUUGGCUUAAAUUUAAAUUAAAUUCAAUGAAAAAUGAAAAAUGUAAUUGCUUCCGAUGUAUUCAUUUAAAAGUUAUUCCAAAAUUACAUUUAAAACAUUACUUAAAAGUUAUGAAAACAUUUCCUGAAAGUUAUGAAAACUUUUGAUCUAUGAAUGUACUAUAUAAUUUGUAUUCCUUUUUGCUUUAUUAAUUUGUAAUGCAAUUAUUAUUAUUUUAAUUUUAUAAUAAAAUUAUGUAUGAUGAAUUGUUGUGUAUAUAAAAUAUACAUUAAAAAGAUAAUGAAUAUGAUUUUUAACUGAAAAUUUUGUACAAUUUUCGUCUCUGUUUUGUUAUGGUUUCCUGUUAUGUUGAAUUCCCCGUGCCCCCCUCCCCCCAUUGGCUUUAAAGUCCGGGUGAAAUUGUAGCUCUAGUGUAGUAGGUAUUUGGAAUGUGAAUUUGUGAAAACUUUUAUGGAUAUGAAAAACUUUUUGAUAAGUCACAUACUUACCUCGGUGAAAUUAAAAACAAAUGAUUGUAAAUUCUUGAGAAAAUUACAUAUAUUUCUACUGCUUUACUGGACAGGUUUCUUUUUACAUGGAGAGACCCCACUAAUUGUGCCAUAUUGUGAAAAUACCUGAAAUACAAGAGUUAUAAACAGCACCUAUCAAAUAAGGCUUGCUCCAUCUAUACCUUUGCUAUAUCCAUCAUAUCUCUCAAGUCUUGCUAUAUUUUCACACGCUGCUGCAAAGGAACAACCAAAUGAAGUGAGAGCUUACUAAAGAGAGAGUGCAAUCAGACAACAGACCAAAAUAUACUCAUAUUCCAUGAUAUUUGUAGAGUUUAGCAAGUUUGUACGAUUUUGUGGAUAGGUUAGUAAGUGGGAAAACAAAAAAAUUAAAUGUUGAAAACUACAAAAUAUAUUCUGCUACCAAUUAAAAAUAAAAACAUCCCAAAACUCCCAUUUGGAGCACACAA